Messenger RNA from Scleropages formosus (Asian bonytongue), 1311 nucleotides. RefSeq lists its product as uncharacterized. The transcript has 3 exons. Lineage: Eukaryota; Metazoa; Chordata; Actinopteri; Osteoglossiformes; Osteoglossidae. The record is from RefSeq and is a predicted model, not a curated record. Bases 1 to 1311 code for a protein of 436 amino acids.
AUGCCAAAAUUUUGCAAGCCACGCACUGUGCCCUAUGCUUUGCGGGAUAACGUUGAACAGGAGUUAUGUAAGCUAGAAGCAGAAGGUGUCAUCUCUCCUGUCAGUUACAGUGAAUGGGCAGCACCCAUUGUGUGUAUUCCCAAAAAGGGCAAUAGUGUAAGGAUAUGUGGAGACUACAAGGUUACUAUUAACCCUUGGUUGGAAGUAGAGCAGUAUCCUUUACCUCGAACACAGGAUUUGUUUGCCAAGUUGUCAGGAGGUCAGAGAUUCACUAAAUUAGAUUUGUCUCAAGCUUAUCAACAAGUACCACUAGAGGAAAGCUCCAAAAGAUACCUUACCAUAAAUACACCAAAAGGGUUGUAUACCUAUAAUAGGCUAUCUUAUGGGGUUGCUAGUGCUCCAGCCAUUUUUCAGAAAAUUAUGGAUCAAGUACUACAGGGCAUGGAUGGUGUAAUAUGUUAUCUUGAUGAUAUCUUGAUCACAGGAAGUGAUACGGAAAAGCACAUGACAGCUUUAGAAGGAGUUUUAAAGAGAUUGCAAGCAUAUAAUCUCAGAGUCAGACGAGAAAAAUGCUCUUUUUUCCAAAGCAGCGUAUCCUACUUAGGGCAUGUCAUUGAUAUGGAGGGUAUUCACCCCAUGAAAGAAAAGACUGAUGCCAUAGAAAGGGCUGCUGUUCCCACAAAUGUGACAGAACUCAGGUCUUUCUUAGAGUUACCUUUAGUCUUAGCGUGUGAUGCAUCUCCUGUAGGAGUAGGUGCAGUACUCUCCCACAGAAUGCGUGAUGGUGGUGAGAGACCUAUUGCAUUUGCUUCAAGGAUGCUGACAAAAAGUGAGCGCAACUACUCGCAAAUCGAAAAAGAGGCUUUAGGAUUGGUAUUUGGAGUAAUGAAAUUCCAUGAUUAUCUGUUUGGAAGACAGUUUACCUUAGUAACAGAUCAUAAGCCCCUGCUGAAAAUUCUAGGUCCUAAAACAGGGAUACCUACUCUCGCUGCAGCUAGAAUGCAAAGAUGGUCUUUGAUCUUGUCUGCAUACAAGUAUGAAAUCCAGUACAAGAGAUCAGAACAGCAUGGAAAUGCUGAUGCCUUGUCGAGGUUACCCAUGAACGAUGAUAAUGCCAUUAGGUCUAAUCCAGUGUAUAGGGUGUCUUAUCUCGAAGAAUUACCUGUCACUGCGAACGAAAUAACACAAGAAACCGAGUCUGACCCUGUGCUCAAAAGGGUUAAGGAACAUCAGCAGGGGGAAGAGACUGAGGAGGAGAACCAGACAGAGGUGACUGCAGACCUGAACCCUGAGACGGCGCCUGCGUCCUGA